This is a messenger RNA of Cutaneotrichosporon cavernicola, 1827 nucleotides long. RefSeq lists its product as uncharacterized. The record is from RefSeq and is a predicted model, not a curated record. The coding region runs from base 1 to 1827 and encodes 608 amino acids. Gene Ontology annotation, cellular component: membrane; endomembrane system. Lineage: Eukaryota; Fungi; Basidiomycota; Tremellomycetes; Trichosporonales; Trichosporonaceae. The transcript has 3 exons.
AUGCCCGCACCUCAAGCGGCGGCUGCGCCAGCGCAGGGCGAACAACAAGAUGGCCAGAGCAAGAUCUUCAAAAUCGUCCGCUCGCUAGCAGUCUUCGUGGCGAUUCAGUUAGCGAUGAAAUACGGCAUGUCAUAUCUUGGCCUCACGCCGCCUACCACCUCCACUCCAGCCGCGCCCGCCACUCCUGAUGGAGACGUAGUGGCAGCCGCUGCUUCUACGGGAGGUGCUGUUCCUCCAGUUUCGCUUGUCGCCCAUCCGGCCUGGGCGCUCGGUACCACGCUCUCGCUCCUGCUCUUCGCCAAUACCGCGCCAGACUUCUCGCCCUCCACUGUUGACUGGAACACCCCCCUUCUGAGGUGGGACAACAUCACCCUUGGGAACUGGAAGGACACGCGCGAGGCCGACCUCGUCCUCCCCGUCCCCGAGAGCGUGCAGUCCAAUGGCAGUUGGUGGAUGGAUGUCGUCCUCGUCAAGGAUGGGGGCAGUGCGCUCAACCGUGACGGGGCAGAUGUCGCGCAUCACCGGAAGGAGAUGACGCGCUGGGCACCCCGCCGUAAGGCGCGGAAGGAGGUAUCCCUCUUGGCUGCCAAGAACGAAACCGAAACCCCAGAAGAGGACGAGGGCCCCGCCCCAAUUAUCUCGUACUGGAGCCGCAACCUCACCCUCACCAUUGUCAACGAGGACAACAGUGCCGAUCUUGCGGCGAUGCCGCCAAUCGUGAGGGAGUGCUAUCACCUCGCUCCAGGAGACGAGAUGAAAUACUUCCCAGUCGUGUUCGCCAACGAUUUCUGGCUCCUCAAGGAAAACCUCAUCCCCAUCAACUCGACCACGCCGACCCUGCCGUUGAGAGUGACGUAUCACGCCAUCAGCCAUAUGAAGUUCAACAUCUUUGCUUCGCUCACCGCGAGCUUCGAGCAGUCGGCCCAGCAGCAGGGCACCGGUCACGAAUUGGACGAAGUCAAGCGUAUGCUCGUCGAGACCAACCCUAUCCUCCUGGUCACCACUGCCUUGGUGACCGUGUUGCACAUGUUGUUCGAAUUCCUGGCGUUUUCAUCAGACGUCGCGCACUGGCGCAAGAAGGGCAAGGAGAGUAACCUGGUCGGCGUAUCGCUCCGCACAAUCCUCACCAACGUCUUUGUCCAGCUCAUCAUCCUGCUGUACCUGCACGACUCGUCCGAGGAGACGUCGCUCAUGAUCCUCUUCACGCAGGGAAUUGGGCUGUUGAUCGAGGCAUGGAAGAUCACAAAGGUCGCCAACGUUCGUAUUCGUCCAGCCGACAAUAUCAUCGGCUACAAAAUCGUUUUCGAGGACAAGCAUGAGCUUUCGGAGGAUGAGAAGAAGACACAGGAAUACGACGCACUCGCUUUCCGCAUCGUAUCGUACGUUGCCGCACCCGUGUUGCUCGCAUACUCGGGAUACUCGCUCGUUUACUCGACCCAUCGCAGCUGGUACUCUUUCAUCAUUUCUACCCUCGCACAGGCAAUCUACAUGUUUGGAUUUGUGCAGCUCGUACCCCAGCUCAUCAUCAAUUACAAGCUCAAGAGUGUCGCCCACAUUCCCAUGAAGGCUAUGGUGUACAAGACGCUCUCGACUGUUGUCGACGAUUUCUUUGCGUUCUGCGUCAAGAUGCCUUGGCUUCACCGCCUCGCUUGCUUCCGCGACGACGUUGUCUUUGUCAUCCUCCUCAUCCAGCGGUGGAAGUAUCGCAUCGACUACUCGCGCGUCAACGAGUACGGCCAGCUCGGCGAGGACGACGAAAAGGCCGUCCAGGCCGCCAAGGACAAGGGCGAGGUGGACAAGGACGUUGAGACCAAGAAGGACAAGUAG